Glycine soja is the source of this 2117-nucleotide messenger RNA. RefSeq lists its product as uncharacterized. The record is from RefSeq and is a predicted model, not a curated record. The coding region runs from base 108 to 1991 and encodes 627 amino acids. Gene Ontology annotation, molecular function: protein binding. NCBI's taxonomy places the organism in Eukaryota, Viridiplantae, Streptophyta, Magnoliopsida, Fabales, Fabaceae. The transcript has 2 exons.
AUAAGGUCAUUUAUUAUUACAUCGAUUAAUAUUUGUUGGAUAUAUUAACCCGAGAGAUCCCAAGAACAUCAAUAUUACUUGGUUUGACUUCCAUCAUUCCUGCAAUAAUGGAGAUUUUGGAAGAUUCAAAACUACGGGAAGAUGCAAUGAGAGAACUCUAUGAAGUAUCAUUAAAUGGAUGCGUGAGUACCUUAAACACACUGAUCCAAAAAGACCCUCUUAUUCUGAGCAGAAUUUCACUCUACCCCUACACUGAAACCCCAUUACACAUAGCCUCUUUGCUUGGACAUUUGGACUUCUGUGAGGUUCUUCUUCAGAAUAGUCCCAGUUUAGCGACUGAAUUGAACUCAGAAGGACGUUGCCCUCUUCAUUUAGCUUCAGCUAAUGGGCACACAGUGGUUGUGAAAGCGCUUUUGAGGACAAACCCUGAAAUGUGUUUGGUUGGUGACAAAGAUGAGAUGCUUCCUCUCCACUUUGCUGCAAUGAGAGGGCGCGUUGGAGCCAUCGAGGAGUUGAUCAAAGCCAAGCCAGACUCCAUUCGAGAGAUGACAAAGACUGAUGAUGGUUCAGUUCUGCACUUGUGCGUUCGCUAUAACCAUCUUGAAGCCUUGAAAUUGUUAGUGGAAUCAUUGAGAAGUGAACAUCAAUUCCUAUAUUCACUCAAAGACAAAGAGGAUAAUACUUUGCUACGUUUAGCAGUGAAACGCAGACAAAUCAAGAUCGUUAAAUACUUGCUAUCACUAUCCGAAAUGAGUACAGAAAUAAAUACUUUGAACAAGGAGGGUUUAAUAUCUAUGGACACAUUGGGGCAGUGUCCAAGAGAAUUCAUCAGCCAACACAUUUUAACUGAAGGAGUUGAAAAGUCUGAAAAUGAAGUUAUAACACAAGAAGCAGUUUCCUCAACAACCCUAGUCAGCAAUCAUCAAACGACUCUGUCAACAUCUAGACAAGAACCAACUUCCUCACAAAGCAGCAUAACUAUUGUAAUUGUACAACCGGAUCUUUCACUAGCAUCAUCACCCUCACAAACCAACAAUGAUCCUCCUCCACAAACAUCAUCAUCAUCCUCAUCAGAGUCAUCACCAACCAACAAUGAUCCUGAACCAGCACAAGUUUCUCUUCAACCAACACAACCAUAUAGACAACAACAAUCCUCACAAACACAAAGCGUAACUAUUGAACUUGUACAACUAGAUCCUCCUCCACAACCCUCACCUCAACAAAUUCCAUCACCAUCACAAACCAAUAUUAAUCCUGAACAAGGACAACCCUCAACUCAACAAACACCAACAAACAAUAGUAAUAGUAUUCCACCAGCAACACCGAGCAAUGGUCACGUCCAACCACUAACAUCAGAAAACAUCAUCACAAGUGAAAACCAAGGACAUGCUAAUAGAUGGAACAGGUUCGAGAGGUUCUGCAGAACGUAUCUGCUAGACGACGGUAACUGGAUGAUGGACAUAAAGACAAGGGAGCAACUAAUGGUAGCAGCCACUGUGAUGGCAACCAUGACAUUUCAGUCGGCGUUAAGCCCACCGGGCGGUGUAUGGCAAGGUGAUACAACACAAGAUGGGUUUGCUUGCCCUGACUAUGGUUUCUGUCAAGCAGGGACCGCGGUUGUGGGCUAUGCUUGGUCACCUGAUUUUCUCAAAUUCAUUUUUCUCAACUCUUCUUCUUUCUUCGCGUCUCUUUGCGUGAUGCUGGUGCUCAUGAGCGGGUUCCCGCUGGAGAACAAGGUCGUGAUGAGGAUCUUGACAUUUUUGAUGAUCGUUGCGGCUUCGUGCAUGCUCCUCACGUACAUGUGGGCGUUGGGGUUGGUUAGUCCGAAUCAUAUUUAUUAUAAAACUAAGAAACUGGGGUAUCUUUUGGUUGGUAUGUGGGCUUUCUUGCUUGCGCUUGUUAUUUUGCUUCAUGCAAGCCGAUUAGUGUUCUGGUUUAGGUCACCACGCAAACCCUCCUCCACAAAUAUUGCUCCGCCGAGCCUCCCUUAAUAAUGCUUGCAACAUAAAUUUUUUUGGUAUCUUAGUAUUAUUGAUCUUUUAUUUUUUGGUCUAAAUUACAUGUAUGUGCUCUUAGUUAGAAAUAAUCUUGUUUGAAUCUUGUUUGAGGUAAGUAAG